AUGAAACUCUUCGGCUACACAAUUGACAAGAACUACAUGUUCCUACUUUGCAAUGGACUCAUAGUUUUUAUAGUCAAGAAUUCUGGUCUGGUUGGGAAUUCUCAUUCUCAAUCAGGGGAUAAUCUUUAUCUUAAUGAAGAACAUGGCAUCAAAAAUGGACAUAGGCAGCAAUCAGUACCUGAACUAUCAGAGAAUAAGGCAUUGGAUUUGGAUGAAAGUAAAAUUGUAGUUAUGGAGUUUGAAGAGGAACAAGUAAUAGCAAAUAGGUCUUUGUCAUUGAUUACAGUAGUUGGAGGAGGAGAAAAUGAGCUUUUGACUAUGCAAGAUGAAGAAGAAGAAGAUGGAUUUGGGCUACUGAGUACAGAAGAGCUAAACAAAAGAUGUGAUGAUUUUAUAAGAAAGAUGAAAGAAGAAAUCAAAUUUGGAGCCAAACAAUUGGUCGUAGUUUAGUUUUGGCAAUCAAAAGCCACACUGUGCUAGUCAAUCACCCUGUUGGUGUAAGAUGUCUGUGACUUGUAAUUUAGUUUUCCUUUUUCUGGAGGGUCUCUCUAUGACUCGUAAUUUCUUCUUUACAUGACUCUAGAUUAUGAGUAGAGU
Quercus lobata is the source of this 597-nucleotide messenger RNA. RefSeq lists its product as uncharacterized. The record is from RefSeq and is a predicted model, not a curated record. The transcript has a single exon. The coding region runs from base 1 to 450 and encodes 149 amino acids. NCBI's taxonomy places the organism in Eukaryota, Viridiplantae, Streptophyta, Magnoliopsida, Fagales, Fagaceae.